Molecule: messenger RNA, 463 nt
Organism: Cucurbitaria berberidis CBS 394.84
Lineage: Eukaryota; Fungi; Ascomycota; Dothideomycetes; Pleosporales; Cucurbitariaceae
Exons: 1
Coding region: 89-370 (93 amino acids)
Source: RefSeq, a predicted model, not a curated record
GGCGUCCCCGAGAUAUUGAUCUAUCAGGGAUCGAUAUCCGUGCGCCUAUAGGGCUGAGGGUGGCCUGAAACGCGGGAGGUCUUGGGGAAUGAAGGGGCUGUGCAAGGCGCGAUUCACUUUCUUGAUCUAUGUCUUCUUAUACCAUUCUUUCUUGGGGAUUCAAGUCGGUAGGCAAAAGGGUCUAAUCUCACGGCGUGUGGAGUCAAGCCAAUUGGCAAAAGCUUGGGCAAGCAACACAGAUUUCCUGUACUUUUCACCUCAAUUACGAUCCUCUACGAGUUCACAGCCUUUAAUGUCUUCACAUUUGAGUUCGGGAGAAUCUCACAGCAGGCAGGGCGAGGGGCUCGAUAGCCCCAACCCCUUUGCCUGAUCGCAACGUGCAGGGCAGCAGACAAACAGCGUUAUCUCAAGGUGCAAUGGCUUCAUUACUUGCUCCCUUUACAUAGAUCCCAAGAACAGUCAU